Messenger RNA from Epinephelus fuscoguttatus (brown-marbled grouper), 1374 nucleotides. RefSeq names its product free fatty acid receptor 2-like. Gene Ontology annotation, cellular component: plasma membrane. Gene Ontology annotation, molecular function: G protein-coupled receptor activity. The coding region runs from base 345 to 1367 and encodes 340 amino acids. Gene Ontology annotation, biological process: cellular response to fatty acid; G protein-coupled receptor signaling pathway. The record is from RefSeq and is a predicted model, not a curated record. The transcript has 2 exons. NCBI's taxonomy places the organism in Eukaryota, Metazoa, Chordata, Actinopteri, Perciformes, Serranidae.
AAAAAAAAAAAACUCCCCCAUGCUUUGGACUAUAAGAGUUGAGCUCGCGUUAAACGCGUUCACUUUGUGAUGCAGCUUAUUACAUACCAGCAGAGCUCAAAGCCCUCGAGGAAACGAUGAGCGUUGGUUUAUCGGUAGGGACAGGAAAACCACGCUGUCUCACCGGGUUUGUUCCGAGCCACUGACCCAAUAAGAAGCCUUCGUCUCCUGUGGUUUUGGACUGCCUGACAGAUCAAACCUCCCUGUACCGCAGUGUAUUCAUCCCCCCCCUGAGUCAAGGACAUAAUGUGACACAUCCUGAACCUGACUGACUGACUGACUGACUGACUUACAUCGAGGCCACCAUGCAGGAGUGCCACACUGGACUGUGUCUGUCUGUCUACAUCAUUACCUUUGUGCUGGGCUUCCCGGCCAAUGUCCUCGCCUUCUACACUUUUUGCAAAAAAGUGAGGCAGAAACCCACACCCAUUGAUAUCCUGCUCCUCAACCUGACCAUCUCUGACCUCCUCUUCCUCCUCUUCCUGCCCUUCAAGAUGCAGGAAGUGAUGAACAACAUGCUCUGGGACAUGCCCUACCCCCUCUGCCCGCUGUCUGGCUUCAUCUUCUACAUGACCAUCUACAACAGCACCUUCUUCCUCACUGCGGUCAGCGUAGAGCGCUACCUCGGAGUGGCUUUCCCCAUCCAGCACACCUUGAAGCGGAGACCUGUGUAUGCCGUCGCUGCCAGCAUCUUCUUCUGGAUUUUCUCCUUCAUCCACCUGAGCAUAGUGUUCAUAGUUCCCUUUAUCGGCCCUAAAAACUCUCCGAAUGCCACCUCAGGCCACAAUGUCUCAGCUAGCUUCGCCAAUAGUGUUGACCAGACAGAGGUGUGUUAUGAAAAUUUCACGGAGGCUCAGCUGAAUGUCCUCCUGCCUGUGCGGCUGGAGCUCUGCGUGGUACUUUUCUGCAUCCCCUUCCUGAUUAGUAGUUUCUGCUACAUCAACUUCAUCAGGAUUCUGUCCAAGCUGCAGCACAUUGACCGGCGCCGGCGCCUGCGGGCCAUUGGCUUGGCUUUAGGAACACUGCUGGUGUUUGCUUUAUGUUUUGGUCCCUAUAACGUCUCUCACAUUGUCGGUUUUAUUACUUGGAAAAGUCCCGACUGGAGAGACAAAGCUCUGCUGUGCAGCACCUUUAAUGCUUGUCUAGACCCUCUUAUUUUCUACUUCUCCUCCUCUGCUGUGAGAAAGACUGUGGGUAGUGUGAUGGAAGGGGUUAAGAGUCGUCUGAACAGGUGCAUGUCCUGUCACAUGCUCAGGGCCUUGUGGGGGGGGAUUAACAAGACUGCAAAAGAUAAGGAACACAAACAAGAGGAGAUCAAUGCUAUCUAACCUGACU